Molecule: messenger RNA, 474 nt
Organism: Loxodonta africana (African savanna elephant)
Lineage: Eukaryota; Metazoa; Chordata; Mammalia; Proboscidea; Elephantidae
Product: C-C motif chemokine 14-like
Exons: 3
Coding region: 43-321 (92 amino acids)
Biological process (GO): immune response; eosinophil chemotaxis
Cellular component (GO): extracellular region
Molecular function (GO): chemokine activity
Source: RefSeq, a predicted model, not a curated record
CCAGGUCAGCUCUGUUCCUGCUGCGCCUCCCCCCACAGGAGGAUGAAGGUGCUCACCGUCACUGUCUCUUUUCUCAUCAUCGCCUCUACCCUCGGGUCCAAGACUGAGCCCUCAUUUGAAGGACCUUACCACCCCACUGAGUGCUGCUUCACCUACAUUACCCGCCGCGUUCCUCGGACCCUAGUGUCUGGUUAUUAUGAGACCAACAGCCAGUGCACCAAGCCUGGAGUUGUCUUCAUCACCAAAAAGGGCUAUGCCUUAUGUGCCAACCCCAGUGAUGACUGGGUCCAGGACUAUAUCAAGGGCCUGGAGGAGAACUGAGUGGCCCAGAAGUAGUAGAGAAGGCCACAGCUUAAAGAGAAGAAGCCAAGGCCCUCUUCCCACUCCCAACUCCAAGUCCCAGCCACCCCCUGGGAGCUGCCCUGCCUCGAAAUAAAAACCACGCAGGCCCAUCCCUGCCUUCAUUCAUUCCUA